AUGACUAGCUACGAUUCGGACUCGAGAGUAGGUACCUCGACUAAGCAAAAGACUUGGCAGCCAACCAGGACUGUGACAUAUCGAACUACACCACAGACGAUAGCUCGAUUCAGUGGCAUUGACCACCGGAACAGUUGGAUUAUAGCCCGUGUUGUGGCCUUUUCUAGCCAAUUCGUGUCCGAAUGCGCACAGCCUGGAUGCAAGGCCGGAAACCUUGGUGCUGGAACUUUGUCAUCACUUCUCUCGACAAGCCCACCAAUUUCUCAGUUUCCCCCGUGGAGUAGACUACGUAGAAGCAACCUGUCAUGGAGGUCCGGGUUCAGCCUGUCUUCCAAGGCCCUUCUUUCCAGUUCUCCUCUUCGCACAUCGCACAUCUCGACUCCUCCUGCUUCCUCCCUCACCCCCCGUUUCGUGCCCCAUUCUCCAUAA
Messenger RNA from Fusarium graminearum PH-1, 429 nucleotides. RefSeq lists its product as uncharacterized. NCBI's taxonomy places the organism in Eukaryota, Fungi, Ascomycota, Sordariomycetes, Hypocreales, Nectriaceae. The transcript has 5 exons. The coding region runs from base 1 to 429 and encodes 142 amino acids. The record is from RefSeq and is a predicted model, not a curated record.